AAUUCUUUCUUUCCGGUAAGCCAUGCCUUUCCAAAGAUUCGUACAGACUGGCCGCAUUGCCAAGUGCUCAGCGGGUCCCUUGAAGGGACGCCUCAUCACUAUCGUCGAUGUUAUCGACCAAAACAGGGUACUUAUUGAUGGCCCAUUGACUGGUGUACCACGUCAAGAAUACAGGCUUAACAACCUUCACUUGACCAAAUACCGCAUCAAGUUCCCGUUCACAGCCCCAACCAGGAUUGUGCGCAAGGCUUGGGUGGACAAUGACUUGAAGGCCAAAUGGAAGUCGACCCCAUGGUCUAUUAAAUCACAAAACAUUUGCAAGCGCACUCGGCUUAACGACUUCGACCGUUUCAAGUUGAGGUAUGCCAAACGCCAGAGGAACAAGCUUCUGACGGUUGCAUUCAAUGCUCUUAAGAAGAGGACAAAGAGUGACGGAACCACACGUGUUUUGAAGAAGGACAGACGCGCGAAGAUCCUCAAGUCAAAGGCCGAAAAGAAGGCUGGAGGCAAGAAGUAAAAUUGAUCUUUUAAGCCAACCUGUUUUUUUAUAAAGCCUCUAAAAUAAAUUUUAAAAAAUAUAACAACAAA
Molecule: messenger RNA, 588 nt
Organism: Eupeodes corollae
Lineage: Eukaryota; Metazoa; Arthropoda; Insecta; Diptera; Syrphidae
Gene: RpL14
Product: 60S ribosomal protein L14
Exons: 4
Coding region: 23-517 (164 amino acids)
Biological process (GO): translation; ribosomal large subunit biogenesis
Cellular component (GO): cytosolic large ribosomal subunit; ribosome
Molecular function (GO): RNA binding; structural constituent of ribosome
Source: RefSeq, a predicted model, not a curated record